UGUGCGCGCAUGUGGGUGUGUUCAGGUGUGAGCGUUGGCCUUGGAGCUGGACUCGGAGAAAGAAGUCAGCACCCGGACAGUGUGGCAGGCAAAGAGCAGGUCAGAGCUCAGUAAGGGGGCCCUGACCGCUAACCAUGGGGCCAAAGCACUAAAGGGCCCCCAUAGAGAAAUAUAAAACAAGAAAUAGGAACGGAACAUAAGCAAGAAGGAGAAGAAAAGACAAAAAGACAAAAACAACAAAAGACUGAAGGACAAUGGUUGCAGAGGAAGUGAUAAUUUCAUUAUCUGGUGGAGCACCAUGGGGGUUUCGUCUCCAGGGAGGAGUGGAACAUCAGAAACCGCUCCAGGUGGCUAAGGUGCGUAAACGCAGCAAGGCAUGCAGAGCUGGGCUGCAGGAGGGUGACGAGCUGUUGUUCAUCAAUGAACAGCCAUGUGAAACACUGUCCCAUGCCCAGGCUAUGAACCUAAUUGAUGGCUCAACUGGAAUAUUACACAUCCGGGUCAAAAGAGCACCUGUAGGUUUUCAGUCUGUGGUGCUUGUGACCCGCGCUCCAUCUCCCCGUAUAGACAAAGAGUACCGUGCUGCUUUGCGUGCCAUGUCACCCAACCAACCCCAUCAUGCACCUGUCCGGGAGGUCCAUUGUAGCCGCUCUUCCCUGACCAGUGGUUUGACAUCUCCACCUGGCAGUGAGGCCUACUAUGGUGAGACUGACAGUGAUGCAGAUGUGGCAGGCUAUGAGAGGCAGCGCCGACAGAAACGCCGCAGUCCCAGUAACUCCACCCCAGGGAAACCGACAGGACGGGCCUCUCCUGAGGGCGGGGAGACAUCCGAGAUGAGCGGCUAUGACAGCGCUCCAGAUGCACACGUCUACCCUCCUUUGUUGGAUAAACGAGGGGGAGAUGGAAAUGAAGGAGGAGGGCUACCAGGGGUGGCAAGGAGGGAAGUGAUUUAUCAGCCUCCUGUUCCAGGAACGUGGUCCUCCCAGACAUCCACUGAGACCUCCUCCAUUAUCUCCUCAGCAGAUGACCAGGGACCGCGGGAUGGAGGGCAAGAGGAGGACAGUGGCUUUCUGGAACCAGCCAACGUGCCUCUGGUUUCCCCUGAGAGGGCAAAGGAGGCACUGAUGCUGGGCUCCCGCAACCAGCUUGUGCCCAUGGUGGGUCCUGUAAACAAACCUAUUGACGAGGAGCUUACAACAACCUACAUGGAAAAGGCCAAGCAAGCCAAACUGAACCGAGGAGAUACACAACAAGAUAAAAAUGUAAAGGAAGCCAAAAGCAAGUGUCGAACAAUUGCAUCCCUGCUGACUGAUGCUCCUAACCCUCACUCCAAGGGUGUGCUGAUGUUCAAAAAGAGACGGCAGCGCUCCAAGAAGUAUACCCUCACCAGCUUUGGUAGUGUGGAUGAGGACAGAUGUAGAGACUCACAAGAGGAAGAUGGGUUAUUACCCGGCAGUGAGUCAGAGUUUGAUGAAGAUGGCUUCUCGUCAGUUCCUGACCCAACUUGGGAUAGUGAUUACUUGGAUAUGUUGGAGAAGAGGGCAACUGCAGGCACUGAAGGUCGUGGGGAUGGGGCAGAGGAUGCUCCAAGUCCAGGGUUGAGUGAUACAACAGGCAAGGGUGCUCAACUGUUUGAGCAACAGAGAAGGAGAGCAGCUGAGCAUGCAAAGAAGAUGAAGGCUGCACAAGCUCAGACUACUUCACAAGUUCAAGAACGGGCUCAGAUCUUGCAUCCAGAGAUACAACCACAGAUGCAAUCAGACCUCCAGCCUCAGCACAUGAUGCCAACUGGGCCUACAACCAUACAGCGAGAAUUUUUCCAGUCUCCUGGUCAAGUUUCUGUUGGUGCCCUUGGGGCAUCUAAUGGCGACGUAGCAUUCUCUACAGUUACAACGAGCAUGGUGAUGUCAUCUCUACCUGUGACACCCAAACCCGCCACUGCUGCAGUGACUAUUUUGGCCACUCCCUCACCACCAGCUGAAACACCACAACCAGAACUACCUGCCAGUAAUGUUCUCAACAGAACAGCACGUCCUUUCACUCCUGGCUUCAUCAGUAUCCGAGCUGCGACUGCCCCUGUAACUUUCCGACCAUCAGUCACAAAGACAAGCCAGCGUCCAACCUCAGCAGCUGUGUGCCCACCAUUCUCCACUGCUUCUGAACUGGCCAUUAAUGCUACAUCCAUGACAUCACAACUACCCUCCAGUCCUUUAUCAAUGAUCUCCCCACAAUUCUCUGUACCUCAAGGUCCCUUGCCUCAGCCACCAGAGGCUCAAGUCACUUUCCAUCCUCCAGCCAUAUCUACAUCUGUAGAGACAAUGCAGGCAGCACCAUCUAUAACUACUGUUCAUCAGGCUCCAUUUGCAACUAUGCCCCCAGGAUUUAGGCAUUCAAUACCACAAGAACCACAAGUAGGAUUGUAUCAAGCCCCUGUUCCUCCUGUAUCUCAAAUUCCAAGUUCAGCUGAACCAAUUGCUGCAAUGCAUCCACUCCAAGUGCCAGUUGCUCAGCCACCUCCACCUCAGUAUCCCAUGCCAUCAGUAGCUCAAGUAUCAGGGGUAACCUCACCAGAAGCUGUAGCUCCAACCCCCGUGCCUGGUCCAUCAGGUCGCUCAGGAAUAUUACUUGAUUCUCGGCGGCGUAGUGGUAAAGUCAGACCUUUGUUCACUGUUCCAGAAGUCAAAAAGAACUCCCCAAAUCCAGACCUAUUGUCUAUGGUGCAGAACCUGGAUGACCGGUCCACUCGAUACAAAUAUGGCCAACCACCCAAUGAGGCGAAUUAUGAUGCAACUGAGGAAGGCAGGAGUGGUGAGGUUGGAAUGGGAAAGGUUCCUCCUCCAGUGGCCCCCAAACCUCGGGUCAUGCAAGAAGCUCCACAGUUUCUUCAAGCUGGGGGUAAAGGGGCAGAGCUUUUUACCCGUAGGCAGAAUCGUAUGGGUAUGUAUAUAGUAGAUGCCCCACCUGAGGCAUCUUACCGGCAGGAAGUGACCUUGCACAAUGCAUCUCACUCAUUUGACUCUUCGCUAAGUCCUACACUUCCCUCCAAUUUUAAAUACUCCCCAAAUGUCCGUGCCCCUCCUCCAAUUGGGUACAACCCACUCCUUGGUCCUUCUCUCCCUAAAGGGCCUCAGAAGGAUAAAAGCAAACCAAAUAGCGGGAGUAGAGGAGGCACACAAAGAGAAGGAAUCCAAGCUCUGGAUUUCAUGAGAAGGCAGCCCUACCAGCUCAACUCUGCCAUGUUCAAUUACGGGGGCAGUGUUGCAAACAUAUCAGCAAUGCCCUCUUACCAGGCCCAGAGGCAGCAGCAGGGUGAUUACUCAACAACAAUGGUUGGAAGUUCAUUAAUCUCCCCAAAGCAAGUCCCUCUCAAAACAGCCCGUGUCUAUGAGAUCAAACGAUUCUCCACACCCACACCUAUAUCUGCUCCCAAGCUGGCUCCCAAAGUCAUUGCACCUCGCUCAGCUACAACCCUUGGAGAACGUUUGGCUCACUCUGGCAUGACUUCCCCACCUCUUGCUCCUUUUGCUCAAAACCAAAUUCCUUUCUUACCGCAAGGUCCAUACACUGGCCCAAUCCCAGCCAUACCUCCCUUGAAAUCAGCUGGACUACCUAGCCUCCCACAAUUCUCUGCCACCUCUGUUCCAAACCCUGUGCCACCUGCAGUCCCCACUCCUUACACUCCAGUAUCCUACACCACUGGGCUCCAAGCAGCCAAGCAGUUUCAGAGUGCUCCUGAGCUCAGUAUCUUUUCCUCUUUGCCUUCACUCAAGUCUAAGCCAAUCCAGGCACCCAAACCACAUUUUGUUGCCACAAAGGCAGGUGUCCAGCCCUGUGUCUGGAGGCCAGGCGCAAUGUGAAGAGCAGCAGUCAAUCCCUAUCACCCUUGGACAUUGUAAUUCAUUACUAAUUUGCAGCAGACAUGAUUUUGUCAAUUACUGCCAAAAGUUAACCAAAAAGCAACUUUGGUAAUUGGUUAAAUGAUCAGACUUUUCUCCACCUUGGGCCAAACAAACCUGGCACAUAUCCAUUGAUUCCAUUUUGUAAAAUUAGAUAAAUUGUCAAAGUUUGGGUGGGCACAGUAGCUGUAAAAAAAGAAAAAAAUAAUUUCAGGGUAUCAACUUAGGUUUUGGGAAAUUCUUGAUGAAAUGACAAAUUACUAAAUUAAUAUACACAUUUUAUUCUUAUAAAUUCAGCUUUAAACAAAAGGCAAAGGCACAAGUAAGUUGGUCAAGUUUUUGAAUGUGCUUGAACUUCAUUGUAAUAAUUCAUAAAUAUCAAACAUUUUGCUUAUCUCAUUUAUUUAGCUACAAACACACUGUGCUGUCUAGUUCACCAUAUGCCUGUCCUGGGAGGUUGGUGUAAGGCUACUGGAGAUAUUUCUACUAUUUAAGCAGAAGCACCAUCUAAACAGAGCCUGUACUGAAUUUUUCUUUGAAACUUGAAGUAUCUGAAUUUCAAUCACUGGAUUAAACCAUUGAACAUGUACAGUAUGUGGUCAUAUGUGGACAUGUGGAGGUAGAUAAGGGUGGUAUCAUUCUCACAUACAGUAUAUUACUCAGUAUUGUCCUACUAAAUGACAUGCAAAAUAUAUGUUCUCUAUCCACUAACUGUACUGUUAUCAAGAAGAAGCCCACAACAGUCUCUGGGGUAUAUAUUAUGCACAGAAGACAUUUUAAAGAUAUUGUAUCAGAUCUCUGUGGAACUGUAUGUGAAGACAAGAUUUACUCUUUGCAAAAUGUUAGAGAGGUUGUGCCAAAUACCACUGCUCACUAUAACGAGACAGAAAUGCUAUCUUUUUAGCAUGGGUCACAUUCACCAAGUUCUCAUGCUGACACUGAAUGACCACUUGUCACUGGAUAUCAAAGGAUUUCAAAUGCCACUUAGGCACACCAGAGUUUCUUUAAUAUCAGUGUGAUCUUUGCAGAUAUAUGUAAAUUCUUUCACUUUUAUUAUUAAACAAAUAACACAGAUGGAGAACAGUGUAUUUUGUUUUAAUUGUGAUUAAAUGUGAAGGGGUGUCGGGGAAAGUUGAUGAACUGAAUGGCAUCAGCAAUUGUAAGAUGGUUCAUGGAAUGACAGUGCCUGUGGAGGAGGGUUAUAGGUAUGAUCGGUUAAAUGUGAUAAAUGGGAUCUUAGAUAGGGUAUUUACCAUCACAUCCAACUUCUGGGAAACAACAAUCAUAAUCAGAUGUAGUAAUUCUGAGACCUGUGAUUGAUGAUGCACAGUUUUGAUAUCCCACAGCCAGAAGAAGUUAAAGGAUGAUGGCCAAGAAAGGACGGCAUCCGAGGUUUAAUGGAAGAGAUAGAUGAAAGAAUGAAACUGAAGUUUGUCUGAAGUCUUUCCACUAAUGAUGGAAAAAAUAAAGGAUGAACAUAUUUAUCAGUUAUAUAUACCUUGGCAUACUGGGUAUAUGUUUAUGGAAACAAGUAAGAAAAAAAAGUAAAGAAUAUGUUUUCAGUUGUGGAUUUUUUUUUACCGUUUUUGAAAUAUAACUUGUCUUACAGCUUCUUAUUUUCAUAUUAUGAAAGAUUUAGUUUGUAGAUAUAGCUAUGCUGAGGUGUAAAAUAUGAUGCAUAUUUCUGACUGUAGAUGGAUUGAAGUGUGAACAUGUCUAUUAUUAUUGCUGAGCAGACAUUUAUACUGGAUAGGGGACGACAUUUUUAGAAGAAUAAAAUUAGAUUUGAAAGCUGUACACUUAUCUGACUUUA
Molecule: messenger RNA, 5709 nt
Organism: Solea senegalensis (Senegalese sole)
Lineage: Eukaryota; Metazoa; Chordata; Actinopteri; Pleuronectiformes; Soleidae
Gene: synpo2la
Product: synaptopodin 2-like a
Exons: 4
Coding region: 255-3857 (1200 amino acids)
Biological process (GO): positive regulation of actin filament bundle assembly
Cellular component (GO): nucleus; actin cytoskeleton; Z disc
Molecular function (GO): actin binding
Source: RefSeq, a predicted model, not a curated record